Messenger RNA from Parnassius mnemosyne (clouded apollo), 243 nucleotides. NCBI's taxonomy places the organism in Eukaryota, Metazoa, Arthropoda, Insecta, Lepidoptera, Papilionidae. The record is from the annotation of a GenBank genome assembly.
CUGUUCGCUAUUCUGGUGGUGUUUAUGCGUGAACUGAGACUACUUAAUAGUGGUUGGUUUAUACUUUAUAGUAAUCUACUAGCGAGAAAUCUUGAGACAAUAAUACAGAUAAUACAGAUUUCAUAUGGUGUGAUCGCGGAGCAGGAAGAAUUUCAAAUAAUUGCAAUUCAUACAAAUGUGAACUUUAACAGCUUGAGAAUAAACUCGGUUUUCGAUUCACAAAUACUGUUCAAAAGGUCCUAA